Messenger RNA from Pocillopora damicornis (cauliflower coral), 1867 nucleotides. RefSeq names its product orexin receptor type 2. Lineage: Eukaryota; Metazoa; Cnidaria; Anthozoa; Scleractinia; Pocilloporidae. Gene Ontology annotation, biological process: G protein-coupled receptor signaling pathway. The record is from RefSeq and is a predicted model, not a curated record. Gene Ontology annotation, cellular component: plasma membrane. Gene Ontology annotation, molecular function: G protein-coupled receptor activity.
CUCCUUUCAAUUAUUGUGAGAUUGAUAAUAAUAAUCCCAUACGGCACUCCUAACCCUAACCCUAAAACUGUGUUGACCAUUAAUGCUAGCCGUAUAAAAAAAGAUAAGAAACAUUCUGUGCGCGUGGAAAUUAAAGUCGAAUUUGCAUCAGGUUGUGAGCAAUGCAGAUACAUUGACAGUGGAUCAAUUUUCCGUGACUUAUGCAAACGCAGGCUCACACUCCAACACGAAAUUUCUCAUCUCCCAAACUGCUUGACCAGCGACGCAGGUUUUCUAUAAGUCAGCUUCGUUAACGAAAGACGCAUCGUACGGUGCGGGAAAAGUAAAUAUAUUUGCACAUUGUUAGUUAGGAUUUGUUGCAUCACCUGCCUCAAGAGGUCGACGCCUACUGGCCAAGACAUCUAAAGUCCAUUGAGUGUUUGACGUUUAGCCAAAUGUCCACUGCGAUUAAAUUUCAGCGAUAUAAAUUAAUAUCAUAUCUUCGCUGAUAAACUCGGUUUUGGUCAAGAGGCGGAAUCGCUUCCACCGCCUGAAACAUGUCGGCUUUGAAUGCAACUAUCGGGGAAACAAUUGCGCAGUCAAAUCAGUCCAUACAGAUUUGUCCUCCUCCAAGGCAUGAAUUAGUGGUGAAGAUCCUAAAGUACUUUAUCUUUGGCGCAAUUUUUGCCGUGAGCCUGAGUGGGAAUUGCUUUGUGUGCUGGGUAGUUUGGAAAAGACUUCGCAUGCGAACAGUGAUGAAUUAUUAUUUAGUCAAUUUAGCCGCAGCCGAUCUGGCGUUCACGCUAAUAUGUAUACCAUUUGAUCUUCCCGUUCAAGAGAAGUCUUGCAUCUGGCCAUACUUCGGCGCAUUAUGUAAGAUACUCUUUCCAUUACAAACAUUGUGCGCUAGCGCGUCCGUUUUCACGUUGACGGCGAUCGGUUACAGUCGGUAUCGCGCUAUAGUUCAUCCUUUGAAGACUCAAAUCGGUCUCGCUGACGCAAAAAAGUCCAUAUAUCUCAUAUGGCUCGCUUCACUGGUCUUGGUAUUUCCCUACGUGUUGGUCCUCAGAGUAAACCCUUUAACUGGUUAUUGCGAAGAGGGUUGGCCGGAACCAAAGCAAACAUACAGUCGUAUCUACUCGUUUACAAUAUUCUUUGCGGACUACGCAAUACCACUGCCUGUUGUCUUUGUUUCAUACCUCAAAAUUUGUCGCGAACUACGGUUAAACGGAGAUCGAGUACCAGUCGCACAGCCAGAUCAGAUAAAAGACUCAGAAAAAGUGCUGAAAAUGUCGAUUGUUAUAACUAUAGUAUUUGCCGUAUGCGCGUUACCAAACCAUAUUGCCUGGUUAGUACUCGAUUUCUUCAGCGAUAACAAAUGUGCACAGUGCAAUACGUGGGUUAUCUUGGCUAACAUGUUUGUGUUUGCUAACAGUGCUGCAGAUCCCAUCGUUUACACAGUUUUUAACAGAAGAUAUAGAGACGAGUUCAAAAGUCUUUUGAAUUGCCAAGAGCUGGAAAUGGGAGGGCACAAUGAAAAUGCGGUCGACCUAGACGACAGAGUUGUAUGAAUAGCAAUGAAAAGGAAACCAUGAACUAUUCGUAGCUAUGAAAACACACCUCCUGGAACAACUUUUAUUGAAACAAAAAGAAAAACUGUCACAGAAUAUACUAAUUUUUUCAUGCGCGUAAAAAUGGGUCCUUGGAAACAGAAGUUAAUUUCUAAGAGGCUCUUGCUAACGGGUUUACAGCUUUAAGAGCGCCUUCUUUUGAUCUGUAUUCAUGAGCUUGACUAUCCUACAGCUUGAGAUGAUCUCUCAAAUAUAAAUGAUUUAGAACGAGAAAAAAAAUCAUCUUCAAAGCACUAAAACGGCGUUUAAAGUGCAGA